Molecule: messenger RNA, 1164 nt
Organism: Guillardia theta CCMP2712
Lineage: Eukaryota; Cryptophyceae; Pyrenomonadales; Geminigeraceae
Exons: 1
Coding region: 1-1164 (387 amino acids)
Source: RefSeq, a predicted model, not a curated record
AUGUCGAGCAAGAGGAGGAGGCUGGAGGGAUCAGACACGAAGACAGAGAGAGAGCAGGAGAACGACAGAAAUGAAGCAGGAAGGGAAACCAAACGAAUACGAAGGAAGCUAUGCGAGCACGGGCGGGUCCGAUCGAGAUGCAAGGGAUGCGGGGGCAGCAGCAUAUGCGAGCACGGGCGGCAGCGAUCGAGAUGCAAGGACUGCGGGGGCAGGUGCAUAUGCGAGCACGGGCGGCAGCGAUCGAGAUGCAAGGAGUGCGGGGGAGGGAGCAUAUGUCAGCACGGGCGGGUCCGAUCGAGAUGCAAGGGAUGCGGGGGCAGGAGCAUAUGCGAGCACGGGCGGGUGCGAUCGGUCUGCAAGGAGUGCGGGGGCAGCAGCAUAUGCGAGCACGGGCGGCAGCGAUCGGUCUGCAAGGGAUGCGGGGGAGGGAGCAUAUGCGAGCACGGGCGGGUCCGAUCGAGAUGCAAGGGAUGCGGGGGCAGCAGCAUAUGCGAGCACGGGCGGGUCCGAUGGAGAUGCAAGGGCUGCGGGGGCAGGAGCAUAUGCGAGCACGGGCGGGUCCGAUCGCAAUGCAAGGAGUGCGGGGGCAGCAGCAUAUGCGAGCACGGGCGGGUCCGAUCGAGAUGCAAGGAGUGCGGGGGCAGCAGCAUAUGCGAGCACGGGCGGGUGAGAUCGAGAUGCAAGGGAUGCGGGGGAGGGAGCAUAUGCGAGCACGGGCGGCGGCGAUCGGUAUGCAAGGAGUGCGGGGGAGGGAGCAUAUGCGAGCACGGGCGGGUCCGAUCGGUCUGCAAGGAGUGCGGGGGCAGCAGCAUAUGCGAGCACGGGCGGCAGCGAUCGGUCUGCAAGGGAUGCGGGGGCAGGAGCAUAUGCGAGCACGGGCAGGUCCGAUCGGGCUGCAAGGAGUGCGGGGGCAGCGGCAUAUGCGAGCACGGGCGGCAGCGAUCGAAAUGCAAGGGAUGCGGGGGCAGCAGCAUAUGCGAGCACGGGCAGGUCCGAUUGAGAUGCAAGGGAUGCGGGGGCGGCAGCAUAUGCGAGCACGGGCAGGUCCGAUCGCAAUGCAAGGGAUGCAGGGGCAGGAGCAUAUGCGAGCACGGACGGCAGCGAUCGGGCUGCAAGGGAUGCGGGGGAGGGAGCAGCAGGUACAACUGGCAGGCAGGGGAGUAG